AAUUAAACAGGGAGUGCAAUUAGUAAUUUUGCUGUACCUACAAAACCAAUUCACUCUCACUGUUUCACCCUUCUCUGUUUUUUCUGUCUUCGAGGGUUUCGUUCUCUCCCCUUGAAGAAGAAGAACAACAACACCGCCAACCGAGGAAAAUCCUUUUGUUUUCUUUUUAAGGUGCAUCAGUCAUGUUUGGGCGUGGACCAACAAGGAAGAGUGAUAACACCAAAUAUUAUGACAUUCUUGGUGUUUCAAAAAGUGCCAGUGAAGAUGAAAUCAAGAAAGCCUAUAGAAAGGCAGCGAUGAAGAAUCAUCCUGAUAAGGGUGGAGAUCCUGAGAAGUUCAAGGAGUUGGGUCAAGCAUAUGAAGUGUUAAGUGAUCCUGAAAAGAAAGAACUGUAUGAUCAAUACGGUGAAGAUGCUCUGAAAGAAGGAAUGGGAGGAGGAGGAAGCCCAUUUCAUAACCCAUUUGAUUUAUUCGAAUCAUUUUUUGGUGGAGCUGGCUUUGGUGGCGGUGGUCCUUCACGGGGAAGAAGACAGAAGCAAGGAGAAGAUGUGGUGCAUUCUUUAAAGGUUUCCUUGGAGGAUGUGUUUAAUGGCACUACAAAGAAACUAUCUCUGUCUAGGAAUGUGUUGUGCGUAAAAUGUAAAGGGAAAGGUUCAAAAAGUGGCACAGCUGGAAGGUGUUUUGGAUGCCAGGGGACAGGUAUGAAGAUUACCAGAAGGCAGAUUGGUCUGGGCAUGAUUCAGCAGAUGCAACACGUCUGUGCUGACUGCAAAGGAACUGGUGAGGUCAUUAGUGAGAGAGAUAGAUGUCCUCAAUGCAAGGCAAACAAGAUUACUCAAGAAAAGAAGGUGCUGGAGGUGCAUGUGGAAAAGGGAAUGCAGCAAGGUCAAAAGAUUGUAUUUGAAGGACAAGCUGAUGAAGCCCCGGACACAAUCACCGGAGACAUAGUUUUUGUCUUGCAAGUGAAAGGGCAUCCAAAGUUCAGGAGGGAGCGCGAUGACCUCCAUAUUGAUCACAAUCUGAGCUUAACUGAGGCUCUAUGUGGCUUUCAAUUUACUGUCACACAUCUUGAUGGAAAGCAACUCUUGGUCAAGUCAAACCCAGGAGAAGUCAUCAAGCCAGGUCAACACAAAGCUAUUAAUGACCAGGGAAUGCCACAACACAAUAGGCCCUUCAUGAGGGGACGCCUAUACAUCAAGUUUAAUGUUGAAUUCCCAGAAUCAGGUUUUCUUUCCCCUAGCCAAAGCCUUGAAUUAGGGAAGAUAUUACCUCAUAAGACAAGCAAGAAGUUGUCGCAAAAGGAAAUAGAUGAUUGCGAGGAGACCACCUUCCAUGAUGUUGAUAUUGCAGAGGAGAUGCUUCGAAAGAAGCAACAAUACCGUGAGGCAUAUGAUGACGAUGAUGAUGAAGAUGAGCACUCACACUCAGAGCCUCGGGUACAGUGUGCUCAACAGUAGUGCAAUUUAUGGUGAAAGUAUUACUAAAAUGUUCUCUAUGAUUAUCUUCUGUUUGCAUAAUGCAGUUAUAACUGCAGCUUAGUUUAUCUUAGUUUCAUCUGGAAAUGUUACUUUGUUUACAAUUAUAUUGUUUGGUUUGAAUUUUGCUGUAAUAGGAGUAUUUAUUUAGCAUAUGAAAAUUAAAUGCUUGGUACAA
Messenger RNA from Vicia villosa (hairy vetch), 1653 nucleotides. RefSeq names its product dnaJ protein homolog 2-like. Gene Ontology annotation, cellular component: cytosol; cytoplasm. The transcript has 8 exons. Lineage: Eukaryota; Viridiplantae; Streptophyta; Magnoliopsida; Fabales; Fabaceae. The record is from RefSeq and is a predicted model, not a curated record. Gene Ontology annotation, molecular function: ATP binding; Hsp70 protein binding. The coding region runs from base 183 to 1457 and encodes 424 amino acids. Gene Ontology annotation, biological process: response to heat; protein refolding.